This is a messenger RNA of Oppiella nova, 1051 nucleotides long. The record is from the annotation of a GenBank genome assembly. Lineage: Eukaryota; Metazoa; Arthropoda; Arachnida; Sarcoptiformes; Oppiidae.
AUGCUCAAAGGGGUAGAGGCACAAAUACGAAUAAUAUUCCAGUGCACAUGGCCCGGCUGUGUUCAGCAAUACGAUACAUGCAAACAAAUUGAGCACCACGUGCGCACAAAACACCUAGGAAGAAGUGGUGAAACGAGUGAUGAAAACAAUGACAGAGAGGAAGAGUUUUAUUACACAGAAAUCGAGGUAAUGGAUGGACAGCACCACCACCAGAGGGGUUGCGACUCAUUGGGCUCGUCAUCGUCUACCAGUCCAUCGUCGGUGUCCUCGUCGUCGUCAUCUCCUGGCCCGCAGUCGCCGACCGCCAGCAACGACGGCAGCUGUAAAUCGGAGGCGCCGUCGCCCCACCUCUUCUUCCCGUCGACGUCGGCGCCGCCCACUGUUUGGAGUCAUCUCGAGGACCACGAGUACCCCAAACCACUGCCGCUGUCGGGCCAACAGCACAACCUCCACCACUACCACAGCAACGGCACCGGUGGCGGCAUUAAGAUCAAGUUCAUCGACACGAAUACCUUUCUCAGCAAUAAUAAGGCGCUGCUGACGGCGCCCAUCAAUAUUCCAGGCCUCACGACGACAGUCGGCGCCGCCAUUAACGCACACCAGUAUUCAAAGCCGAUGCCAAUCUCCAUAUCGGCACCGGUAUCGCUGCAAUCGCCGGCCCGUCCUCACCACAAGUACAUGAAACUGAAUGGUGGUGCCGGUGGCGUCAAGAGCGCCGGUAGCUCAGGCACAACCCUACUGCACGCGGGGCCCGCCAAACAGUCGCCCACCAAACGGGUGAGGGGUGAGAGUCGGAAGUGCCGUAAAGUAUACGGUAUGGACAACAGGGACUCGUGGUGUACGCAAUGCAAGUGGAAAAAGGCGUGCAGUCGGUUCACUGACUAACAGCACCGGCAGGUCGUCUCGUGUUGUCUUUUGUCGCUUAUUUUGGCCACAAAUACUUCAAUACAUUAUUCGAUACAUUAAUUUGUGUCAACAUUAUUGACAAUACAUUUGUUUUUGUUUGUAACUUAUGUUUCGUUCACAUUAUUCUUAUGAUAAUAUUUACUCG